Pelagomonas calceolata is the source of this 907-nucleotide messenger RNA. The record is from the annotation of a GenBank genome assembly. Lineage: Eukaryota; Pelagophyceae; Pelagomonadales; Pelagomonadaceae.
ACGCUAGCCCAGUUUUGCACGCCAAGCAAAAAGAGGCAACAACAAGCACGAGCGAGCUUGCACAGUUGAGCAGCCAGCUUCUCGUUCAAGCACACAUCGAUCACUCGACCAUCGCCAGCAGCGCGGCCGGCCGGACACCCCAGAUAGCAAAUCAGCACCAUGGCCAGCAGCGACGGCGCGCCGGACGCCGUCGCCGCGAAACUCCAAAAGCAACUGGAGUACUAUUUCAGCGACGCCAACUUGAGAAGGGACGCACACCUGAAGGGCCUGGCGGGCGCCGACGACGAUAGCACGCUUCGGCAAUGGGUCGAUUUGGAGCACGUGCUGGCCUUCUCGCGUGCGCGCACGAUUCUCGACGAGCUGCCUAGUACUACUGACGGAGAGCCAGCGAAGAAACGGGCCAAGACGAUCCCAAGCGUCGCAUUAACCGCUACGCGUGCGUCGAGCGCGCUGGAGCUCUCCGACGACGGCACGAAAAUCCGCCGCGCUCAACCCUACGUCGAGGUCGACGCGAAGGAGCUCGCCGCGCGGACGGUGUAUGUGGAGCCCGUCGCCGACGACGCCUCGAUCGACAGUAUUCAGGCGCGCUUUGCCCCGCACGGAACCGUGGCAAAUGUAUCGCUCCCGCGGGGCCGUGGUUUUGGCUUCGUAGAGUUCGAGGCGCGCGAGUCCGCGCAAAAGGCCGUCGCGGCGUUGGACGGCGUCGACGGCGUCGCCGUGCUCACAAAAGGCGAGUGGGAGCGCAUCGACCGGCGGUGGAAGGACCUCUCGCGGUCGCCGGCGGUGGCGCAAGCGCGGCGGCGGCGGCGGAACGUCGCGGAGGCCGCUGCUCCGAAGCUUGGGGGCUCGAAGAUUCGGCCCGGGAGCUUUGCUGGAAAGGGGGGCAAGAAGUAAUCUGUGUGUUGCA